AUGUGGGCUGCUACAAUGCCUUAUUACUCAGAAUACCAGUCGGAUCGUUCCAGGCGCGAUACAAACCAGAAUGCUCAAGCCAAUGCCAGUAAUGAUGUCCAUGGCUACCGCGAUGUAUCCCCCCACACCCGGCACUCACCCAUCGAUCUGGACGAAUACAUGGUGCCAGCCAUAGAGGGCCCUCCAUCACCCGAGAGAAUUCGCCAAUUGAGCAAGCAGAUGAAACAUGCGUCUCACCUUAAUCGAGGUCACCGGGCUGUAUCGUCUGGGUCUUCGUCGUUUGUGAAUAGUGAGCGAGGAUGGGAGCAGGGAUUCGAAAACAUGAGCAUUACUCGGCACUCAUCCCAGCGAUCUACGACUAGCGGAACUUCUUCCUCUCGAGACCGACCCGACAGUGUGCAAGUACUGGGCAAGAAUAUCUUCCAUCGCCGUGCAAAGUCGAGCAAGUCAGGACGUUCGAGACGUGAGAGCAGCGCCCAGAGCUCAUCGGGAAGUUCAUUGUACUCGACUGAAUUGAGCAGCGAAACUUCCUUGACCACCUUCAAGGACGCCAUCAUGCCUACUAUCUUUGCCCGCCGGAAAACAUCUCGCGACGAGACAGCCCUACAGAAGAAGCUUCAGAUAUCUGGGCCUUUCAACUUUCAGCAUGUGACCCAUACUCCACGCGAACAGGUAGCCAACUCAGCAUCUCGUACUCCUGGACAGGAGCAACCCCAACCCAACUUCUACUCAGACCGUGUUGUCGAGCACGAAGUAUCUCCCCGUAGUUCAAGAGCCUCUAACCUUCCACGUCGAUUGAUCAAGCACGCUCGAUCCCAGGAGCAGCUCCGUACCAGCCCACCUCGGCCAGUCCGACCCCCAAGACCUCCUCCGCUUGAGCCACUUCACUCUCCUACUCUGGGUGCCCCUAUUCCUCCCCCAAGAGGCUCAAGCCGACAGUCCAGCCUGCAAGAUGGUGACGCACUUGCAGUGGCAAGGUUUGAUCGUCCACUGACGAGCGGUGGGUUCCGACACCCUCAGCCUUUCAGCCCUAGUGAGAUCAUGGAGCGACCUCCAGCAACAUCUCAUGGUUAUGCCGUAGCUCCUGAGCAGGCAGUAUUGCCAGUAGACGAUCACCGAUUCUCGCAUGCGAUCACCACACCAGAUGAUGCAGCCUGGCCACUUCCGGUAACCGCAACUUAUGAGCCACCAUUGCCAGAUGUGCCAGAGGAGGAAGAACAUAUGGUAAACAUUGGACGAUCACCAAAGAGUAUCAUCAGUACCAGGUCUUCGCUGCGUGCUAGCCAAUCGGUCCCUCUUCUUCGGGGCUCCCAGACUCUCGAGAAUGAUGCUGCCCAACACAGUGCUGGACACUACAGCGGCCAAGCUCACUCCUUUAGAGAGAGCUGGGAGGAUGAUAUCGACUACUGCUACGAGCACGAGGCCGAUGCCAACUUCGAUUACGAGUGGGAGAGACCGUCGUUGGAAGGUGGACGAGAGCAUGCACCUGGAGUUCAAAUGGCAUUGUUUAAAGAUGAUGAGUUGAGGGAGCUACCGACCAUCGGCACUGCUGAGUCGUCUCCCGGUAUGCUUUCCGCGUCCCGUUUUGAUAUGCCGGCUCUAAGCCCCGCUAGUCAGGCUUCGCCGGAGAGUGCCUUCGAGGCCGUCACUCCAAGCACGGGAGUCGCUGUGACAAAUAACUUCUCGCUCCCACGCGGUGACAAGGUCCACCGACCAUCCAAUCUUAGCCAUUGUCGAAACGACUCUCGAGCAUCCAGCUUCAAGGAGUCGUAUGGCUUCACCCUGUCCCCUUCGCUACUCAUCCCUGGUGACUAUCAUCAACAGAUGCUCCUCAAUGAGACUGAGAGACAGAGCUAUUCGGGUGAGGAUGAUGUGGUUCAUGGUAUCGUUGACCCCAACUACCCCUAUGAGGAUGUCAGCAACGCUGCCAGCCGCAACUCUCUUCAGAUGUCUCAUCAGCGCGCAAGCACUUCCACUACAGCUACCAACUCUACAUCCCUCUCUGACUCAACUGGAGAGCGUCAUGUCUCUACCAACUCCACCUGGACUAACUUGACUCGCCUCACCAGCAGCACGUCAUUGAACAAGUGGGUUGAGUCAAACAAGACAAUCCGCGAGUCACAGAUCAUCAAAUCACACGAUGAUAGCGACGAAGAAGACACUACUCCUCCUGCCUCUACUGAGAAGGACACAGUCCCUGAGCUCACACCAUUCCCCUCUGUGCCCAUCACCAAGAAGCCUCACCACAGGAGCCACGCAAGCGAGUCUAUCGUCAGGGAUGAUAUCCCCAACAACACCAAGUCUGUCGAGCUUCCCAAGACCCGACGUCCUCGUGCUAGAACAACAAGUCUAAGCACCCAGGCCCCUCCUGUGGGUCAAUAUGCACUAUUUCCCCGUACAUAUGCCAAGGGCAAUGGCGAUCGUAUCUAA
This is a messenger RNA of Fusarium musae, 2430 nucleotides long. RefSeq lists its product as uncharacterized. Bases 1 to 2430 code for a protein of 809 amino acids. The record is from RefSeq and is a predicted model, not a curated record. The transcript has a single exon. Lineage: Eukaryota; Fungi; Ascomycota; Sordariomycetes; Hypocreales; Nectriaceae.